This is a messenger RNA of Paramisgurnus dabryanus, 6661 nucleotides long. RefSeq names its product MTSS I-BAR domain containing 1 (gene mtss1). The record is from RefSeq and is a predicted model, not a curated record. Gene Ontology annotation, molecular function: phospholipid binding; actin binding. Gene Ontology annotation, cellular component: cytoplasmic side of plasma membrane; actin cytoskeleton. NCBI's taxonomy places the organism in Eukaryota, Metazoa, Chordata, Actinopteri, Cypriniformes, Cobitidae. Gene Ontology annotation, biological process: cell projection assembly; plasma membrane organization.
AAGGCGAGAAAGGGAGAGAGCGAGUCACGAGUGAAUAAUGUUUACCACUCAUACUGAGGAAUGUAUUAGAGGUCGAAACUUUAGUCAGGUAUUGCGGUAUUAAUUUCAUUCAAAAGCCCUAUUCAAACCGCUCGAAGUCAAUACACUUGAGGAUAUACCAGCGACUGGAUCGACUGAAUGAAACAUGAGGAAUAAAAAGCGCGUAGAUUGUGGCUCUCUAAACCUGACGAGUUUUUGAAACGCCGAGCCAGGUACUUCGGCGUAGACUUUCAACCGUCGUUUUUUUGCGGGUGUACCUGUGCUUACGUGGCACUUUAUUUUUUUACUUGGAGACGAAUAAAAAAAAUCACGGUUUUGGAUUGUUUUGGGCACUUUUAUCGUGGCGAUGCGUUGUAUUCUCAGAGGUUUAGUAAGUUGCGUGGCUGGCACUAGUUUACUUGCGCCGGGCAGCCAAUCAGCGCGCUAAGUGCGCGACCACGGAAUAACACUAGUUAUUUUUUGCGUUCCUAUUGAUUUAUCUCCACAAUAACGUUCAAAGAUAACACCGUAGAGCUCUCCUUACAAAUUGACAGGAGAUAUUAAACCGUGACUUCGUUGGAAGGAGAAGUGUCAAGGCUUGCCUGCGUGUUUUUGGGCUGCUAAAAUGGAUGCGGGAAUGGAGAAGGAGUGCAGCGCUUUGGGAGGGCUCUUCCAAACCAUCAUGAACGACAUGAAGGCAAGUUAUCCUGCUUGGGAGGACUUUGUCACCAAAGGGGCCAAGCUACAAUCUCAGUUGAGGACGACGAUCAUUGUCACCAGCUCAUUCCUGGACGCUUUCCAGAAAGUGGCUGACAUUGCAACUGGAACACGGGGAGCGACAAAGGAAAUUGGAUCUGCUUUGACCAGGAUGUGUAUGAGACACAGAAGCAUCGAGAACAAGCUCAAAUUGUUCACCACAGCCCUGAUGGAUAGCUUAAUAACUCCUUUGGAACUGAAGAUUGAGGAGUGGAAGAAGGUUGCCAGUCAGUUGGAUAAAGAUCAUGCCAAAGAAUAUAAAAAAGCACGCUCCGAGAUCAAGAAGAAAUCAUCCGACACAAUUAAACUACAAAAGAAGGUUAAAAAAGGUAAAGACGAGGUGAGGAUGCAAUUGGACUCGGCUCUCCAAGAUGUCAACACGCGCUACGCUGUGCUGGAGGAGGUGGAGAAGAGAGCCGUGUGUCGAGCCCUUAUCGAGGAAAGAGGACGAUUCUGCUCCUUUGUCACAAUGCUCAAACCCGUCCUGGAUGAGGAGAUAGGCAUGCUGGGUGAGGUGACUCACUUACAGACGAUUCUGGAAGAUCUUGGCAACCUGACAGCCAAUCCCAACACACUGCCACCUGCUAGUGAACAGGUUAUUCAUGAUCUUAAAAGCUCUGACUACAGCUACACGUAUCAGACUCCACCUGGGUCUCCCACCAGCACGUUAUCACGCAAGAGCAGCAUCAGCAGUAACUACGCCUCUGUACGUCAUGUGCCGUCGCUGGACUCUAUCUCAAGCGCGGUAGAUGGACUUCACCUGCGACCAACAGACAUAACUCAGCGCUCACGCAGUCCUCUCCUCCUGGUAGGAGGAGGGGAAAGCGUUCGCUCCCUCAGCGAGGGCAAUUCUCCCACAAUCACCCGCACCGCCCGCCGCGGCCCACACCUACGCCACAGGAGCACUGAUCAAAGUGGUAUUAACAGCCAGUGGCAAGGUCAAAACGCCCCGGGUACAGAGAACGGGACUUUAAUGCCCCCACCACACAAAGUGUACAGUGGGCAUGAGGAGAGAUCCAGAACACUGUCUACUUCAGGCAAGCCACAGACAGCCAGAGAGCAGCUGGCUCUUGCACUGGGAGGCGGGCUGAACUCAGACGCUCCUCGGACCAGUCGAGAUUCACUUCAUUGCUCCAGUGGAUACAGCACACAGACGACUACACCAUCCUGCUCCGAGGACACCAUACCCUCACAGCAUGCGAUAAAGAAAGAACCACCUCUAUAUGAUUAUGACUAUAUCUCUCUGCAUGGUGGAGAGGACGCCCACAGUCAAUCUGAUUUUGAUAAAUCUUCAACGAUUCCUCGCAACAGUGACCUGAGUCUCAAUUAUCGCAAAAUGUUUCAAACCAAGAGGCCGGCGUCCACCGUCAGUCUGCUGAUGGAUCCCGAGCCUUUAGGGCCACACACGGCCACUAUUCGGCGUAAACCCUCCAGCAAGCCCAACAUUCGGCGUGGAACAAUCAGCGGAGGAGUUCCCAUACCAAUCUCAACACCGCAGGUCCCACUGAAGGCGUCUGUUUCUACAGUCGGUCUGAGCGGCAGUGAUGAGACCGUGUGCCCGCCAGGAGUGAUGCAAAGGCUACCCGUAUCUGAUCUGGCUCACACCAAACAAAAUCUCUGUGUGUCCACCCAAAGUCUAAGUGCCAUGCCACCUCCGUACUAUUCAAUGUUCCCUGGGCAGCCACCAGUGGGCGGCACAGAGCAGCUGUAUCAAAUGAGCAAACAGCAGCAGUAUGCGGUGCAUCAACACCAGCAAAGGCAAUAUCAACAACAACUGCAGCAGCAGCAAAAUAAUCAACAACAACAAUAUAAUCAGCAACAGCUCCAGCAGCAAAAUAAUCAACAAUACAGUCAACAACAGCAAAAUAUUCAACAACAGCAAUACAAACAACAGUUCAAUCAGCAGCAACAAUACAAUCAUCAGCCGCAAUAUAAUCAACAACAGCAAUACAGUCAACAACCGCAACAACAAUAUCAACAACCACCGCAACAACAACAUCAACCACCGCAACAACUUCAACAACAAUAUCAACAACCACCGCAACAACAACAUCAACCAUCACAACAACCGCAACAACAACAUCAACCACCGCAACAACUUCAACAACAAUAUCAACAAGCACAACACAAUCAACAGCCACAACAACACAUUCAACAACCGCAAUAUCAGCAAACAGAGCGUCAAAAAGAGCUCCAACAGAAAUUUAAAGAACAAAAGCAUCAAACACUUCCUUGUCAACCGCAACAAAAUCAGCAACAUCUACAGGAAGUGCCGACUGAAAGUGGGCGGCCCCAACCUGGCGUGGACCGUUCCAACAGUGUUCCCGAUUCCGGCAGCGGAGGCGACAUGUUGUCCCUGAUCCGCAGGGGAGUCAAACUACGUCGGACGCUUACCAACGAUCGUUCGGCACCUUUCAUCACCCCCAACCAUCUCAAUUAAACUUUUUUUUACUUUCUUUAAUUUCAUCGGUGGCUUUUUACAGUCGUUUGGCUUUGCAUCUUUUUGUUUAACUACUUUUUUUAGUGCAGGCAGAACUAUUCACUUAUGUACGAUUCCUCCAACAAAAGACAUUUUCGAUUCUGGGAAAUCAGUUUUGAUUGAACUGCACUGUGCUUGACGAACAAACUUUCUCGAACUCGGAGCAAGUUAUAGAUGCAGUGUCCGUACGAAUGUUGCCUCAGUAAAUUAAACUUAAUUCUUCACGCGUAGAUCGAUAUAUAAAUAUAUACGUACUUGGAUAUACAGAUUGAUGGUUGGAGGAGCUUAAGAUAUAUUAAAUUUAUUUCUUUAUGUUGUAUUUGUGGAAGAAAAAGCACUCGGCCUUUAUGACUUCUGGUUAGAGAUCAAAAACUUCUUUGUAUAUAUUAGCGAAACCAUUGCUGUUGUAUUAUUCUUGUUUUUGGUUUGUUUUUGAAAUUAGAUAAAGCAGCGCUAGAUGUCUAUUUUUGUACAGUUUAGGGUAACGGAAAAUUGCACCACUGCCUUUAAUCCACCCAAUUACCGGACAUGCGAUGGGGUUGCAGUCAAGCGAGGAUGUAAAAAAUGUAAUUGGGUGGAUAAAUGAAGGACUGGAAUAGUGGCUCAUAUUUGUGUUGCUUAUAACUGUGAGAGCUUACGAGGCAUCACUGUGGUUAUUUAUUCUACCAGAAUUAUUUGUUUACCAAAGCAUUGAUGCUGUAGUCCUAUAGAUGCGUAUGUGAGGUAUUUGGUAUAAAGACUGGAUUCAUAAAACCUCCGUUUUUGACUUUUUUUAAACAUUGUUGCAUUGACAGGGAAGCCUCGGAUUAAAAAUUGCAACUCUUUUCUGUUUUAUAAGUAUUUACUUUUCUUUUACCUGAAAAUUUAUGCUUGUUGGUUUUGUAAAGUUUUAAAAAUUUUCUUGCAAGUUGUCUCGUUUUCUCAAAUUGAAGUAUGCAAACUUACAGGAAAUACAGAUCAAUAGAUUUAAAGUUUAAUUAGUAAAGAAGAUAUAAACUCGGAAGUUAUUUUAUACGUACUGUAUAUGAACCUACUUCAGGUCACGUCAAGAAACUUAAUAAUAAUAAAUCUUAUGAAUAAUCAUUUGAACCUUGAUCAACAAACCUGCUGAAUAAACCUGAAAUGUACCACAAAGAGAUGAGUUUGUCGAAUGUUCGUUGCAUAAAUACAGAACUGAGAUCUCAGUGCUGUUCUUUACUGGUGUAUUUUUUUGUCUUUACAUUAUUUUACCUUUGCCAUUUUCUAAAUUCACUGCAAAAAAUGAUUUUCAAGAAAAAAAUUCUUAGUAUUUUUGUCUUGUUUUCAGUAAAAUUCUUAAAUUAAGAUGCUUUUUCUUGAUGAGCAAAACGACCCAAGAAAAUAAGUCUAGUUUUUAGACCGAAAAUAUCAAAUUUAAGUGAUUUUGUGCAAAAAAUGAGCAAAAAAAUCUGCCGAUGGGGUAAGCAAAAAAUCUGGAAAAAUUUUCUUAAACACUAAUUUCAAGAAAAAUUGAAAACUAGAAUUAUUUUCUUGGGUCAUUUUGCUCAUCAAGAAAAAGCAUCUUAAUUUAAGAAUUUUUAGAUUUUUUUUGUUUUUUGCAGUGUAGGCUUUCUACAUUUAUUUUGAUGACUAUUUCAGCGCUUUUAUUUUAAAUACAUUUACAUUUUUGAGAGUUUGAUCUGCGAGUGAAUUACCCAGAAUUCUUUUGGUUUGUGUUGAUGCACCUUUGGUCUUUGUAAUUUUGCUACGCCCCCCUGUUUUCUUUCCCGCACACACACACACACAAGCCGAUGCUGGAUGUUGGUUUGACGUGCAUCACAAAUCUUAUGGUUUUAAUCACAUUUUUUAUCAGGUUUCUUGCAUCAAGCAUAGAUUGUAUUCGUCCCUGUAUGAUGCUGUAUGUUAAUUUACAUGAUAUUUAGUCCCUGGUUGUUUGGUUUGUGUGUAAAAGUUUGCCUAGAAAAACGACUAACCUAAAAACUUAUUAUUUCUGUCUCGUGCACAUGCUGGCAGGUGCUCUUUGUAUUGGACUUUUUGAACUUUCCCUCUUUCUCCGGUUAUAAAAUGACUUCACAUGAAGGUGUUUCUUUAUUAUUUACGUAAUUCUCCUCCUAUCGCUCCCCAUUUUCUUGCUCUUUUUAUAUCUUAUUUUAUUCUGAAUCUAGGGUUACUUCGCACCUGUCUGGGUGAUAUAUAAAGUUUCUACGCCCCCUGUCCAUCUGUAUGCCCGAUUGUCUUCUCGGCGUACAGUGAUUUACAUGCUUUCAAUCCUGACACAAUGUUCUUCAGGCCUUGUACUGAAAGAUUAACUUGCAGCUGCUGUACGUCUCUCUUUCUGUAUGUUAAAGAAUAUCACUUUACUCUGAAAGGUGAGAUGUUGGUCCACUGAUGUGUAUUGUUAUUAGUGGCUGUCGGUGAUGUUUGAAGUUGUUCACUUGUCGUCUCUUUGGAAAUGCAUGUUUAAUCGGCGAUCGUUGUCUGUAUUUGUUCUUAUACGUACAGGUCUGAGUUCAGUUUAUGCCUUUACAAUUGCUAUUAUACAGAUGGUACUGUUCAGCAGGUGAAAAGGAGGAAAUUUACCCAGGGAGCGUUCUUGUUUUGAAUUUGAGGUCGUUUUUCUCUUUUUGUUUUGUUUUUAUAUCUAAUGUUUAGUCUGCAGUUGUGCCAUGUCAUGAUAGAAAUUUACAAAGCACCAAAUGAAAUAGAUGAAUGAGAGACAAAUAUGUUAUUUCUUGGCAAUGUACUAUACUAUAUUCUCCCAUAUUUUGAAAUUUGUCCUGAGCUGAUCUUAGUUAUUAAUGCAAAAAUCUAUGAGAGGUUGUGCGAUAUUAAGUUUAAAUUUAUGUUGUUAUGCACAAAUUUGUCUCGAUGCCCAGCCUCUGGUGUAUUUUUUUGAUUUUUCUAAAACCUAUGACAGAGAAUUUAGAUAACUUUAGUCUUAAUUUGACAAGCAGGCCUUAAUUAUUGUUAAGAGUUUAAAUUUGAAGAUGCGUGCGUGCGUGAGUGAGUGAAGAGAGUUGAUCUCUCAAUGUAUAGAUAUCAUGUUACUGUGUGACUCUCAUGACUGUAGUCAAUGCUAAAGCCUCAAACACAAUGGAAUGUGGGUUUAAAAAAUAUAACAAUGUUCAAAAGGUAACAUCUGAGUCCCUGUUUUUAUUUAUUUUAUUUUAACUUUCAUGCAUACAUUUGAUCAAACAUUUGUAUGAACUAAGACGAGCACUGUAAUGAUAAUUGCCUAUUUUUUAUUCUUUUAGAUUUUUGGGUAAUAAUUUAGCAUGACAGACAAAUUAAUAGAUGCGUACAUAUUAUACUGUACAUACGCUUAUUUGAACACAUCAUUGGGUUAACUAUGAACAAACUUAACCACUGGGUUAGGAUGAAACAUUUUAUAUAUUUGACAGACAGAGAGAGAGGGAUGGAUGGAUGGAU